This is a messenger RNA of Bradysia coprophila, 4030 nucleotides long. RefSeq names its product Calcium channel protein beta subunit (gene Ca-beta). Gene Ontology annotation, biological process: calcium ion transmembrane transport. Gene Ontology annotation, molecular function: protein binding; voltage-gated calcium channel activity. Gene Ontology annotation, cellular component: voltage-gated calcium channel complex. NCBI's taxonomy places the organism in Eukaryota, Metazoa, Arthropoda, Insecta, Diptera, Sciaridae. The record is from RefSeq and is a predicted model, not a curated record.
GCUAUAAUUUUCUCGGUUUUUCACUUAUCAAAACGGAUUUUUUGUACGAAUAAAUAAAUUAGAAAUUUUCGAUUCAACUGAUGGAAUAAAAUUUUAUUUGCUUCGGAUUAGUGUUUGAAAAUUGUACAUUUUAUUAUAACAAAAAAAAAAAAUUGAAGAAAAACGAACCGAAAAAAAAAACUUUCGUCAUUUUCCUUUUUUUUUUCUCCCAUUCUCAUUGACUGGUGAUUACUAUACAGUGGAUAGAAAGAAAAUGUCGUGAAAAUUGGUCACAGUGUACGAAGACAAUAUUUUGAAACAUAUUGAUAAAAAUGUAUGUUCAACUUUAGUGAAUAGGAGUGUCAAUGUGAUGACAGGAAAAUAGGAACAAAUUGAUAAGUUGUAUUGUGCACACGAUAUUUUGAUUGUAAUAUCGCCCAUGGACAAUGAAUUAUCGUUGAGGAGAAUAAAAUAAGGAAAAUUUUGACAUUGAUACUCGAAAAGAUUUUUCGCUUAGAAAUUAUCCUUCCACUUUUUGUAUAUGGGAGUUUGUCUUACCGACUUUACGUAUCGUUCCAUAAAAUAAGGAAGGAAGGAAGACGAAGGAAGAAAAAAAACAUGAAAUCCGUUUAAUCAAGUGUGGAAUACAACAACAUACUGGUGCUGCAAAAUUAAAAUAAUGAAAACGUUUUUCUGCUGCAAUAUAUAUUCGCAAUAUCUUAAUUAAUUCGAUCAUUGUGUCAGUGACUGCACAAUAACGUCAAUGUGUGUAAUUAGCUAAGAGUAAUGGAAAAUUCGAUUCAUUAACUAUGAUCAAUAAACUGAUGCUAAGGGACGAAGCUUAUUUAUAGUUCAAACAAAAAACAACAAAAAAAAAACUCGGUUCGAACGUAAAUUCAUGUUUGUAUUUGUCGGUGGUUCGAAAGUGGUGUUAGAGUCGACGAUAACAGAAGUUGGUCGAGCUGUACACGAAAUAUUCGCGGAAUUUAAAAAUUAUUUUACAAAAUAUCGGGAACAGAGGAAGAUUGGAGGCCUACGAGGCCCAUGGUUCAACGAGCGACAUCAGAAGCCCCGACCGUAGCGGGAGGGCAUCGAGAACGCAUGGGACUUGGCCUUGGAUACACUGCUUAUCAGAGCGGAUACAAUAAACUUUUUACACAGGGUUCUGCGGAAUCGAACUAUUCGCAACCAUCAUCCGAUCUGUCGCUAGACGAGGAAAAAGAAUCGCUUCGGCGAGAAAAGGAACGACAAGCGCUGACAACGCUGGACAAAGCUAGGAAUAAACCGGUGGCAUUUGCUGUUAGAACGAAUGUCUCAUACGAUGGAAAUAUUGACGAUGAUUCGCCCGUUCAUGGUAGUGCGGUUUCAUUUGAUGUUAGAGAUUUUCUUCAUAUUAAGGAGAAAUAUGACAAUAAUUGGUGGAUCGGUCGACUGGUCAAAGAAGGCUGUGAUGUGGGUUUUAUACCCAGCCCCGUUAAGCUAGAACACAUACGAAUGCAGGCUUCGGCGGCAAGAUCUUCAAGACUGUAUGCAACAAAAGGUUCGUCUAGUGGUAAUUUAGGGGGCGCCGGAGCACCAGGUGCAGAACCCUCACGAGGUAGCACACCCCCUACACCUGGCGAUGAAUCCGAUACAAUGGUACCAUCAAGACACGGCAAAGCACCGUUAGCCACACCACCAACAAAAGAGAAACGUAAACCAUUUUUCAAAAAACAAGAAACAUCAUCACCGUACGACGUUGUGCCAUCAAUGCGACCAGUCGUUUUAGUGGGUCCAAGCCUUAAAGGAUACGAAGUCACCGAUAUGAUGCAAAAAGCUUUGUUUGACUUUCUCAAGCACCGAUUCGAAGGUAGAAUUAUCAUCACACGUGUAAUGGCGGAUAUUUCAUUAGCGAAGCGAUCUCUUAUGAAUAAUCCAUCGAAACGUGCCAUUAUGGAACGAUCAAAUAGUCGAUCAUCGUGUUUAGCUGAAGUGCAAGCUGAGAUAGAACGAAUAUUCGAAUUAGCCAGAACACUUCAAUUAGUUGUACUGGAUUGUGAUACCAUAAAUCAUCCGUCACAAUUAGCGAAAACUUCAUUAGCGCCAACAAUAGUUUAUUUAAAAAUAAGUAGUAGUAAGGUUUUACAGCGAUUAAUCAAAUCACGCGGAAAAGCUCAGGCAAAAAAUUUGUCAGUACAAAUGGUUGCGGCCGAAAAAUUGGCGCAAUGUCCGCCGGAAAUGUUCGAUGUGAUAUUAGAUGAAAAUCAAUUAGAGGAUGCUUGCGAACACAUAGCUGAAUAUCUGGAGGCGUACUGGAGGGCAACACAUCCACCGGAACGAGCACCAUCUUCAAUAGCUCGUGCACUGCCGUUACAGGAAGCGUCUCCAGCAGGCGAUGCAGAACGAAUGGGACCAACACCACCAGUGAGUCCAGGGGUAGUGCGUGGUGCUGCUGGGGCAAUUGCCGUACAAAUGUCUUUGUCGCUUAUUUCUUGAAUACUUUUCUUUCCGAAUAAAUUUCAAUUCUGCAAUAAACUUUCUUUUUGGUUUCUCUUCUAUUCCUACAGUCUGUGGCUGUGAGAAAAGUGUCGUAAUUCGGGUCAGAUGUUUCUCAGCUGAUCCACUCAUACAAACAAGUCUUCAAACGGUUUUUUUUUUGCCGUGCGAGUAACCAUGUCACCCGUAUGAAGAAGCCAUUUCGAUGAAUGGACCAGCUGAAACGAAAUCCGUCACUUUUUUCAAAGUUCCCGACUGUAUUUUUAAUGAAAUGAGUUUAUUGCAAAAGGAAACAAUUUAGUUAUCCGAAUAAAAACAGAGAAAAAAUCUAUAAAAACAAUCGGUGUGUGGUGAUCGAAGGUAACAGUAUGUUGCAAUUGCAUGCCAUUUUGUUUCAGAUUGCGACACAAUCACUAAUCCGACGAACUUACUAAUACUUUUAAAUUUAUGAUCCAAUAUUCCUCUAGAAAUAAUUUUAGCUUAACGUUCCGGAACCAUUUGGCGUUUCUUCUUCCAUCUAAACCCACCUCUACGAAGAGAACGCAGUACCGAUUUUCGAGAAAAAAUUUCUCACAUUUCCAGUAGUUUUCACGCGCGUAUGCAAAAUUGUGUUUUCUUCCCGGUAUCCGAGUCGAAAUUUUCGAAAUUUCCCGUUAUCCAAAUACAUAAAAUUGACUUCCCUCACAUACAUUUCCCGCUGGUUUGUUCAGCUAUCAUUCGAUUUCCCGGUAUCCAUUUUUUUCCCUAAAAAUUUUCCGGUAUCCUGGAUACCGCGGAUACACAUAAUUUGCACCAGCGUUUUCACGGUCUAUGUAAAUUAGCUCCUAGGAAAAAGUCGCUGUGUUAGCCACCCCAACAGUCUAAAGUUCCGAAAGUACAUUCACUUUAAUUAUAAAGUACCAUCGUACGUGUAUCGUUACAGUGGUUCCAUCAUCUGGUUUGGAUUCCUUGUCAGUUAAUUCACCAAGGAAUUGUUGCAUUGGUAAACGUCCUAAACUUACUCAAGCUUCAUAAUUUAUGUAGCUGCAGUGUGUUUGGUGACUACAAUAGUGCAACGAUGCAAUGAAUGUCUCGUGUGACGUAGCCCAAACAUGAUGAAUUUGUGUGUAGAUUUCUAGCCUACAUUUAGGCGAGAUAUCAAUUAAGCGCCUAACUUUCUUCAGAUAGUGGUCCAAACUGAACUAGUUAUUGGCCGCAAAAGGCGUCUAUGCAAACACACCAUAUAUGAAAUGAUAGUUGUUCAAAGUUUGUAUUUUGACGAAAUUCAAUCCAAUCCUUAGUCCUUACGAGCGGUUUCUAUUUCAAAAUAGUUCAACAGAAUCUGCUGGCAAUUGAUUGAGUUUUAGUCAUAUGGAUGGUGGUUGCGGUUGUAAUUUUACAAUACGCACUGACUCUUCUCCAAUUGCGGUCAUUCCAAGAAGCUAACCUUUUGUUUGGUUAUUUUUUGUGGUUUUUUAUUUUGCGUUUGGGUUCGUUUGAUUUGCAAAGUAGAUUUUGAGCUAACCAGACAUUAUACACCCCCAACAAACAAAGCAAAUAAAUUUCUGCACGAAAAAAAAACUAAAAAAAAAAUUAU